Molecule: messenger RNA, 2748 nt
Organism: Strongyloides ratti
Lineage: Eukaryota; Metazoa; Nematoda; Chromadorea; Rhabditida; Strongyloididae
Product: Leucine-rich repeat protein SHOC-2
Exons: 5
Coding region: 1-2748 (915 amino acids)
Molecular function (GO): protein binding
Source: RefSeq, a predicted model, not a curated record
AUGGUUGAUAAUGAUGAUGUAGAUGUAUAUAUAUCAAAAAUUCAUUCAAAUAAAAUGGAAAAUAAAAAUGAAAAACAAGAGGAGGAGGAUACCUCUUCAAUUACAGCACAAGAACAAUUGCAAAAUUUGUAUUUAGAAAAUUCUUCUGUCAAGACAACAUUCACUGAUCCAUCUACCUCAUCUGUUACCUAUUCACCACGUCGUCAAAAUAUUUUUAAAGAAAUUUAUCUUGCUAAUAAAAGACGUUUUUCAUUACCUGGAAAACAUUUAUCUAAUAAAGAUAUUCAUAAUACAAUUGAACAUUUACCAAACAAUAUUUCUAGCGUUUCUAAACAUUAUUUAAAAUCAACAGCUGAAACAGGCUCAUUUGAUAAUAUACCAUCAUCAACUGAUAAUGGUACCACUACCUUUUUAGAACAAGAACAUCAUCAACCUUCUUCACAAAAUAAUCAAUCAAAAAAUUUUCUACGUCGUUACUCUCUAUCUUACUUAAUGAAUGGCAAUUUUCAUCGUUCGGAUAGUAAUAAUGAUACAGGUAGUCAAAAUUCAUUUAAAACAUCUACAAAUAAUGGAAAAACAAUAAGAAGAGUUUCUGUAAUUGAAGUUGAAACAAAUAAUAAAAAAGAAAAAGAAAAAUUUCAUUAUGCUGGCUUAAAAUUAAAAGACAAACAAAAACUUCAAAGUGGAUAUAUGAAAAUUCAUAGAAGGAAUUUGUACAUAACCUUCACACUGGAUCGCAACAAAAGAAAAUCAAAAUCUUUGCGUAUUGCAAAAAGUUCUAUAUCACCUGGACCUAAUUCCAGGCAUACAUAUUAUUAUUUACCACCUAGUGCACAACCUUUUUACUCUACAUCAUCUAAAUUUGCCGAUUCUAUUGUAUAUUGUACACAAAAAUUAGCUGAUCAUAUACAUACUAGAUUUGGUUCACAUACCAAAGAUAUACAAAAUAUAGAUAAAGAUAAAAUAACUGAAACACCACAACAACAAGAAGUAGCUAUUUUCAUGGAUGAAGAGGAGACAGCAAAUAAUGAGUUUGAGUUUAGACCAUCAUCAUCUAAAACAUCUCAACAAAAUAGUAAUGGUGGUAACAAAGAAGUUAAACAUGCUAAAACUUCUAGUAUAGCUAAUCGUUCAAAAAGUCCUUCUGCAUUUAUUGAAAAAUUAUCUAAUUUUGCUAGAGGCAAAUAUCGUAGUAGUUUAAAUGAAAAAAGCUCUUCAGCUAAUACUUUAGAAAACAAAUUAAGAAAAGAUAUAAUAAAAGAAAUACAAAAAUGUAAAGAAUCCGGAAGUACACGUUUAGAUUUUAAUUCUGCUUCAAUCGAAUCAAUUCCACCAGUUAUUGGUGAAUUAUAUGGACAAAUAUCUGAAUUAUUUCUUUACAAAAAUAAAUUGUCAACACUUCCCUCUGAAAUUGGACAUCUCACAAAUUUAAAAAUUUUAGGGUUAUCUGAAAAUAACUUAACUUCACUACCAGAUACAUUGUCACAAUUACAAAAGUUAGAAACACUCGAUUUAAGACAUAACAAAUUUUCUGAGAACAUUCCAGCUGUCAUUUAUAAAAUACCUUCACUUGAAAAGCUAUGGUUACGUUAUAAUCAUAUAAAAAAUGUGUCUAAAGAUAUUAAAAAUUUAAUUAAUGUUAGAAUGAUAGAUUUAAGAAAUAACAAUAUUUCAGAGUUACCAUCUGAAAUAGGGUGCCUUUCAUCAAUGACAAUAUGUCUUUUAUCAUCUAAUCAUAUUAAAUAUCUUCCUGAAGAAAUUGGAAAUUGUUCAAAAUUAUCACAAUUAGAUUUACAACAAAAUGAACUACGCCAACUACCAACAUCAAUUGGUAAUUUAAAUCUUCUAACACGUUUAGCUAUAAGAUACAACCAGUUAAUUGAACUUCCUGAAACAUUAAAAAAUUGUGUAAAAUUGGAAGAAUUCAUUGUUGAAAAUAAUAAACUUCAUUCAUUACCAGAUGGUUUACUAUCAAGUCUACCAUUAUUAAAAACAAUAAAUGUUAGUAGGAAUAUGUUAUCAUCAUUCCCACAAGGAGGACCUAAUCAAUUUGAAGCUGCUGUUUCCAUAUCAUUUGAACAUAACCAAAUUUCAAAAAUUCCCUUUGGAAUAUUUUCAAAAGCUACGGGUCUUACAAAAUUAAAUUUAAAAGACAAUGAAUUAUCCUCUCUUCCUCUUGAUUUUGGUACAUGGACAUCGUUAACUGAAUUAAAUAUUUCAAAUAAUAAUUUAAGUACAUUUCCUGAAGAUAUUGAUAAAUUAGUUAAUUUAGAAGUUCUUGUAAUUUCAACAAAUACUCUUAAAAGAUUACCACCACAAAUUGGUAAUUUAAGAAAAUUAAGAGAACUUGAUGUUGAGGAAAAUGAGUUAGAUUCAAUUCCAAAUGAGUUGGGAUAUUUGACAAAUUUAACAAAAUUAUGGCUUCAAAGUAACAAAUUAACUUCUCUUCCAGCAACAAUAGGAAAUCUCCAAAAUUUGACUGAAUUUCGUGUUGGUGAAAAUAUGCUUACAUUUAUUCCUAAAGAAAUUGGGCAUAUGGGUAAAUUGAAGUCUUUAUACUUGAAUGAUAAUAGUUACCUUCAUAAUUUACCAUUUGAAUUGGCACUUUGUAGUUCAUUAGAGAUAAUGUCAAUUGAAAGGUGCCCAUUAUCAGCAAUACCUCAUGAUAUUGUUGAAGGUGGUCCAUCAUUAGUUAUCCAAUAUCUAAAAACUCAAGGACCAUACAGAGCAGCUAUGUAUCUUCAUUGA